AGAGGACAGCGGACCGAGGUACUUUACUUACUGUCUUUGGUCUUUGGAUCAGUUUAGUUUAAAGUUCGGAAGGAGUAGUACGUGUGACGUGUUCAUUAUUUAUUAUUGUGGUUUACAAAAAUUGAUUCAACGAAACCGGUUUGAUUUCACAUUAGAUUAACGAUAUUGGGCUUUUCCGUUUCAUUGAAUUUUAUUUUAAGUAAAUUGCAGUUGUUGAAAUGGCUUUGAAAUAUAUAAUAAUCGUACUUUGCAUAGGCAUGACAUGGGCCCAGUCAGAACCAUCCAUCUCUGAUGCUAUCAACAACCUACCUCCUGAACUACAAGGAAAGGUAGAUGAACAGCAAGUUACCGAACUGAAAAACAAAUCUAUGCAAGUUUUUAAGAAGAAAUGUGAAGAAAAUGGCGGAACAGAAGCAUAUCCACAAAGUGAGAAAUCUUUUGUACAUUUCGUCGAGUGCUUAAAAGAAUUGGUCGAUCCUGCAAAGCUACAGGAAGAGAUUGAAGAGGCAAAGCCAACUGGUCAAGUAGACGAGGUCUUCAAGAAAUAUUGCGACAAAACACCAUCUUUCAAAAGUUGCUUCCGAAACAUGACCGAGUCAGUAAAGCCUUGUUUCUCGGUUGAAGAACAAAAGAACCUUAAGACCGUUUAUAACAUAUCCGAACAAUUAGCGGAGUUCGUAUGCUUCAAGGAGGGAGAUAGAAUUGCACUUUUUAUCGCGGAAAACGGUCCAGAAUGCUUCAACGAGAAAAAAGCUGAGCUCGAAAUGUGCGCGAACCACACAUUGGGUUCGGAAUUCCACUACGACCAGAACAAGUUCCCCAUUGACAACAUUCCAGAGAUUAAAUUCGGGGAGGAAGAAUGCGAUAAAUUCGCUGAACUGCAAGUCUGCGUCGUGAGCGCUCUAGAGACGUGUUCGACGCCCACGUCAGCGAACAUUGUCGAGUCACUCUUCAAAUUCGUCAGAAAGUCUACACCAUGCAAGGAAUUACCUGAUACUACGAAAAAUAAUAACGCAAAUUCGGCCAACAGUCUCACUUUCAAGUCUAUAACAAUGGGUAUGAUUGUACUCGCUCUACUUGUUUAAACACACGCAGUCGCCUCGUAUGCUAUGACGCCCUGGUACCUUACUUUGAUUCUUUACGUAUCGCCAAAGGUUGAAGGAUUUUGCUUAAAAUUCACUUGUUUUUCUCAUAAUGAUUAUUAUUUUCUAUAAUUUUUUAAAACGGGUUUGUCUUUGAAUUUUGAGUAUUUACAUUUAAAUUAUAAGAAAGAAGAGAAGACAUUUAAAUCAUAACUUUUCUACGAGCUGUAAUUUGGCAAAAUUCUUAAGGAUCCGUAUGAAUUGCUAGCUUAAUACGAAUAAUGGUAGGUAAGAACUAUAUACUAUUUUUGUAGCUAUUUUCGUUUCAAUUGAAACCAAAUAUCGUAAUAGUUAUGACGCGUACCUUUAAUUAUAUUAGAAUGCUUAAAGCGUUGGAAAUUACAUAUCCAUGAUAAUAUAGAUAGAUAUUGUAUUUUCAUAUGCCAAUGAUCGCCAAAUUCUUCGCUUCCAUCCGAAUUAGAUAAUUAUUGCAGAUAUAUUUUUAAUACAAGCUAUAAAAAAUGGGUGUUUGAAGGGUAUUUUCUUCUUGUAGUUUUGUAGGCUGUCUAUUUUAUGUCACUUUGAAUGUAUAAUAAGCUGGGGUUGCCAUUAAUUAAAUUUUAUGUAUUUGUCAAAUGUUUAAGACUUAAUCAAUGAACUUCGUUUUAACAUUUUUAAAUGUAGAUUUUAAUGCGAUUUAUAUUAAUCUAUUUAGACUUUUAUCAAUAAUAAUAAUAAGUAGUAAUUAUGCAUGAUGUUAUACAUACAUUUGAGUGGCCGAUUACAGUUUAUUUUGACUUAACUUUUAUAGGUUGUGACAUAUUACAGAGGGAAGUGCUCUCGAGGUUAAGUUAAAAUUUCUGAAAGAUUAAUCGUUUAUAUUUAUAUUAUUUUCAUUAUAAUUAUGAUUGUAUAUUAAAUACUGUAAUUUUAGCGUUCAAUAGAUUUGUUCGACUAUAGACUAUAAUAGACGUAGAAACGUUUAAAACCAGAACAAAUAAUCAUUUAUGGCAAACAUAAAUUAUUUAAAGUGUUAGAGCUGGCCUAUUAGACAAUUUUGCUUUAAGUUUAUAGUUUUGUAUUGUUUUGUAUUUACAUUUAAAUGAAUAGUUUUAUAUCAACAUUCCAAGAAUCAUUUUAACAUGACAUUUAUUUACAUAUUUUUUUUAUUAUUAUUUUUAAUUCGAAACAGAGAAUAUAUAGUGUUAUAAAACAUGUCGACGUAAAUUGACUUAAAAAAAAUAAUAAUUUUAAAGUCGAUUUAAAAAAAAAAGUCUGUACGAUAUAUAAUUUAGUUGGCUGUUCUGAGGCACUUCUGUAUUCUCUGUUCAAUGGUAAAGUAGAGCGCGGAAAGUGAUUGUAGUUUUUAGAGCUAUGUUUUGAUGAAUAUUGUAUGUUGCUUCAUUAAAAUGGUGGUUUAAUGUUA
Messenger RNA from Nymphalis io (European peacock), 2508 nucleotides. RefSeq names its product 27 kDa hemolymph protein-like. Bases 219 to 1085 code for a protein of 288 amino acids. The record is from RefSeq and is a predicted model, not a curated record. The transcript is spliced from 7 exons. NCBI's taxonomy places the organism in Eukaryota, Metazoa, Arthropoda, Insecta, Lepidoptera, Nymphalidae.